Messenger RNA from Danio rerio (zebrafish), 2146 nucleotides. RefSeq names its product spartin a (gene sparta). Gene Ontology annotation, cellular component: midbody; cytoplasm; lipid droplet. The record is from RefSeq and is marked provisional. Lineage: Eukaryota; Metazoa; Chordata; Actinopteri; Cypriniformes; Danionidae. Gene Ontology annotation, biological process: lipophagy.
GUGCGUUUUACGCACUCAACUUUUUUGUUUAAUCGUUUCACAAUUUCAGCUCGGACUGUGCGUUUACAAACGCGAGCAUGCAGACGCCUGAACCCGCCGAAAUUCGUGUCAUUCGCGAGAACUACGAUAAAGCUCUGCAGUGUCUGAAUACCGGACUUCAGUUAGAUGAAGCUGGCAAUAAAGACCAGGCUCUGGUCCUGUACAGGCUGGGCCGGCGGCACCUGCUCAGUGGGUUGCAGGUGGACACACGGGGCGGGCGCUGCACCGGCCGCUGCUGGGACUCUGCCCGACAAACGCAGCUGAAGAUGGGAGAGACUCUGCGCACCAUCACUGCUCGCCUCGGGGCUCUAGAGUCCGCUUCAAACACGGGUCAGAGACUUUAUCCGACUCUCCCUGUCUUCCAGGACAAGAACUCCCAGAGAGCAUUUAACAGCAGAGGGGCCUCAGGAAGGGCCCCUUCUCGCCCUGUUUCCCCUCCAGUGGGCUUCGCGGUGCCUAAUGAACUCCCACCAGCCUACACUCCUCAGCCAACAGACGGGCAUCUGUCACUCUCUCAUGGAGCCAACAGAGCGUUUCCAGAUGCCCCACACCAGGGGUCCCGGCGUCAGGCUGUGGCCCCGGUCAAUCUCAGAGAGGCCGGGAUGGAGAUUAUGUUCUUGCCCAGCGGGGUGCAGAUGUUUUUUGUGUCUGCUGAGGGUCGGGUCACUGCACCUUCUUAUCCAGGGUACCUGAGGAUCAUCAUAUACAGCCAGGACUCGGAUGGCAGUGCCAACACUGGCUAUGCUCCAGCUUACCUGCAGGUUUGUGACUGGAUCUACCCGCUGUAUCCAGACUUUCCUGUCUUGCUGAGCAACAAUGGUGUGUUCACCUUUCCUGACACCACUGCAGCGGUGCCGGGGUCCUACGUUGGAGUGGUGCUGUCCUCAGAUCUACCAGCAGGGGAGAGAGAUCUGUUCCAGGAGCAGCUGUCAGUGUUGGCGCAGCUCCGGGUCCAGGUAGAUGAAGAAGGCGGCGGCGCUACAGGAGCAGACACAAACCUGAGUGAAAAGAUUCCUCUAUCAGAAGCAUCUCAAACGCCAGAGGAGAAAACUGCCCCUGUGUGGAGCGAAAAGAUGUCACAGAGCAUCCUAGCAGGCUCCUCUUGGCUGGGUCGGGGUCUUGUGCGAGGAGCUGAAGCGACUGGUAAAGCCAUUCAGAGAGGGGGGACUAAGCUGCGAGACAACAUCACCCCAGAGGAGACUCCAGCAGAGGUCAGUCCUAAAGUCACCAAAGGCCUCAACGCAGCCAAACAGGCCACUGGCGGAGCGGUCAAAGUCAGCCAGUUUCUGGUGGACGGUGUUGCUGCCGUAGCGGGUAAAGUUGGGAAGGAACUCGCUCCACAUGUAAAAAAACACGGUUGCAAACUCAUCCCUGAGUCCCUCAAGAAAGGCAAAGAUGGCAGCUCCAAAAUGGAUGGAGCCAAACUCGUGGCUGGAAGCAGCAUACAAGGUUUAUCGACUCUCUGGUCAAGUCUGGAAACAGCAGGAAAGACUAUCGGGAAAAGUUUAUCAUCAGAGACGGUAACCACUGUGAGGCACAAGUAUGGAGACGAGGCAGGACAAGCGGCAGACACUGCAGUCCAGUCUACUGUCAAUGUGGGGGUCACAGCAUUUAAUAUGGACAAUGUGUGCCUCAAGGGUGUGCUGAAGGCCACAGGCAAACAGACUACAAAGGAAAUAGUCAAAGACACGCCAAAAGGAGAAAAAACUGAGGACAAAGACAAGUCACCAAAGAAAAGAUGAGGGAAAAAUGACUUGCAUGAAUUAUCAUGUAUGUUCUUGUAGCACACAUCAGUACUUUUGCAUUGAUGAUGAAAUAUCAUGCUGUGAUGUUUACAUAAUUAUUUUAUUAUAUUAAUGAAAUGUAUAUUUAGUUUUACAUUUUCGUAAUGUUAUUCUGAGGAUUAUAGAAGGAAAACAUAAGUAUUAUGUUGUGAUGUUUCCAGAAAAUAAGCUUAUAUUAGUGAAACAAAUGUUAAACUCUCAGUACAAAAACAAUUAUAUCCAUAAUGAUAUUGGAAGGGUUAUAUUUAUAUACGGAAAACCUUUUACCUUGUUUGAAUCAUUGUAUGUCAUCAGGAUUAAUAUAAAUGAUAUAUUACUUUUAA